CUGCCAGUCGUUUACCAGGAGAACACCAGGAUCAGAUAAAGGUGUAUCCUGAAAGCCUCCAUGCCAUUGUGAUCUGCCAAGGAGGUGUAUUUCCAAUUCAGAUUAUACAGAGCUGUAGUGAAGCAGGCAAGGUCUUGCCUGUACCUCUUGUUACCCUCUACACCCAGCUAGCCCAUAUCCUGCAUCUUCCAACUGCAUCAACUGUUCAUGAUCCUUCCACAAUUUGUGGAUUUUCUGCUCUUAAUCGUAAAGCAUGGUACGCUGUCAGGGAGGAGAUCCUGAAAGCUGGUGGUGAAGCAGCAGGAUCACUUGGAGUGAUGGAGAGUGCCAUUGUGGCUCUAUCACUGGAAGAUUGCGCUGCACCAGUGGAUCUGGCAAAUACCCUCAAUGCAGUCCGUUUGGGAGGAGGGAACAGCCAGUGCCUGAGGUACUACGACAAGGUGGUAAACAUGGUGGUGUUCAAGGAUGGUGUAACUGGCAUGCUGUUUGAACACAGUGCCCUGGAUGGCAUGGUGGCUGGCCUCAUGGUUGGACGCGUAUGGAAAUUUUCAGAGUCCCUAACUGUAGAGCAUAUAGGGGGAUCAGAUAAUUCUGUUUCCCACCCAAAACCUCUUCAGUUCCCACUAGGAGGCAUUAAACUGCUAGAUCAAUCUCUUUACCCCCUUUCAGAAGCAAGUAACCCUAUUGUUACCUUUGAAGUUUCAUCUUACCCAGAUGUUUUCACCACUCUAAGGGAUCACAGAGGUUUAUAUGAUGCAUGGAUCAAUUUUGCAUUGCAGCUCUCUCUAAGGCAAACUCUUGGAGAAUCAGCUGACAAAUACAUUAUUGUGACCCCUACUCAUAUGCGACACUACAAACACGGUCGCUGUGAUCCGACAUAUUCAGUCACAAUGCUGUCUCGUCAGCUAGUUACAGUGCUGGGGUCUUGCAUCGGGCCAGACAAUAUCCCUCGCCAUACCAAAGAGCUCCUUCAACAAUUCCACUUAGCAUUCAUGGAGCACAAAAAACAUAUCAAAGCCACUAAAAGUGGUAGUGGUGUAGGGCCUCAUUUAGCUGUCUUGCGCAAUGGUAUGUCUCAAGAUAACCCGCUUAAGAAAUUUCUAGAUAUUUUUGGAUGCCCCUCCAUCUACCUGACUGGAUCAGAUCUGAUGGAUGGUGUUGAAUGUGCUGUUGGGAACGUUUAUGCAACAAAUCAGCUAGCUGUUACGUACCUCGGCAAGAAGGACAAGGUCCGUCUGGUGCUGAAUGCAAAGGGAACAUUUGCUGGGAUCUUAGGAAAACUCAAACAGUGUCUUGAACUAAACAUAAAUUUAGUGAUGCUUCUGGCAGUAAAGUAUGCAAUUGCCAGGCAGAUGGGAGCCAUUGAAUGCCUUCUGGGAACAGAGAAAGAAACAAAUGGUAUUGCAGCAGAUGAUUUCACAAAUGGAUGGAAUAAAGUGGUAGACAAACAGUCCCCAGACUCUACUCUCACAGGAAAGCCAGAUUUCACCCUGGUAAUUCAUGGUGGAGCAGGGGAGGAAAUGAUGUUGAGCAAUAAGGUGGUUGGGGUUAUUGAAUUUGCCCUUCAUACAGCCCUUACACUGGGAGUGCGAGUGCUAAGCCAUGGAGGCAGCAGUCUGGAUGCAGUGCAGCGAAGUGUUGCUGCUUUAGAAGACUGUUUCUUAUUUAAUGCAGGCAAGGGUUCUGCAUACAACCAAAAUGGCCAGCAUGAGAUGGAGGCUACUAUUGUGGAUGGACACAAAAAGAACUCUGGAUCAGUAGCUUGCUUGUACAAUGUAAAGAACCCAGUAAAAGCAGCCCGUCUUGUCAUGGAGAAGAGUGACCAUGCAUUACUAACAGGAGAUGGAGCUCAGGAGUUUUUGAAGGGUAUUUCAGAAAAAGAAAAGCCAAUGAAAACAGACUACUUUCACACUGAUAUCAGAUACAAAGAACUUGCAAUGAAACUCAGUGGAAAUACAAACAACCAUCCUCAAACUGUAGGUGCAGUUGCUCUGGAUUGUUGGGGCAAGCUAGCAGCAGCCACAUCCACAGGAGGGUUAUCAGGCAAGUGGAAAGGUAGAGUUGGAGACACAGCAAUUGUCGGGGCUGGGAUAUAUGCUGAUGAUAAACUAGCGGUGACAUGCUCUGGUGAUGGUGAUGCAUUCUUAUGUCAGACAGUUGCUCAUAAAGUAGCUAGUCUCUACAACCUCAAAGGGUACAAUCUAAGACAAGCCUGUCGAGAAGUGAUUUAUGAGGUUCUGGAUACAAAAUGUGCAGGAAUCAUUGCUGUUGAUCACAAAGGUGAAGCUGUAGUCGAAACAAAUGCUGGGGUAAUGUUUGUUGCAUCAAUGAACAGUGGUGUUGCUCGAGCUGAAGUUUUCAGACCCAUGAUGAACUUUGCAAAUGUGAUUUGGGAAACUGAUGAGCUCAUAGCUUAUUUGCAUGCUGAACCAUGGACCCCAGGAACAACCAUUCUCACUCGAAAGGCCUUAAAUGGACCAAGGAGCAUUUUUCAGUUAACUGUGCCUGACUAUGUGGCAAUGUUAUUAGGGGCACAAACAGUUGCUAACUUGCUUUGUGAGAAACUAGGAGUGUACCGCUGUGCCCUUGUGUUUAGACCCCAAAUAGACAAGCCUGCUCUUAUCAAAAUCCUACCUCUUUAUGGCCUAGAACCCAACUGGAAGGCUUACCUUGCCAGGGAAGAGGAAUUCCACAUACAUGACCCUGGUUAUUGCAGUUCAAAGAGUGGUCCACGUUGUGAGGAUGCAAUCCUUGACCAAGUCCAGGCAAAGAUCAGAGCUCAGCUCCCAACCCCCAAUGCUCCAUCUUACUGUGAUUUCCAUGGAGAUCCAUCUCACGGUGGACUUUUUUCACGCAUUGUGAGAGGGGAGGAACAACACUGGCGUGUCUGGGAAGAUGAUCAACAUGUAUCCUUUCUUACCCCAUUCCCUAAUGCACCUGGCCUUACUGUUGUGGUGCCAAGACGACCGCUAUCAAGUGACAUCUUCCGGCUAGACAAGAAUGACUACACAGCCCUCAUCUUGGCUGCACGGAAAGUAGCUCAACUUCUGGAAGAGGGAAUGGGUGCUACAGGUGUGGCCCUCAUAUUUGAGGGUUUGGAAAUCAACUAUGCUCAUGUCAAGUUAAUUCCAAUUGUCACAAAAUCAGGUGAAAUGCCUCCCACUGUGCCUCCUCAGUUCUGCCCAAUCUAUCCCGGAUAUGUCACAUCUGUCGAUGGUCCUCCAGCAAGUGCAGAUGCUCUUAAGGAGAUCCACACCAAAAUUACAAAGAUAACACCACCUCGCACUUGGGAAACACCUCAAAGCCACUCCAUAUUAGCCAUCAAGAGCCACUGGUACCGCAAUCUCUUUCAGAUCCAAAAUACUGUCUUCCACAGUACGGUUGAUUACUUCAGUAACAAAUGUAAGUACUCCUAUGCUCUGACACCAAUCACAACUGACACCAUUUCUUCACCAAUGGGCUUAGGAUCUGAUUCUGAGCCUGUAUUUGUCAAUAUGCUAGGCCAAGAUGUGUACUUGGCUGAUUCCAUGCAGUUUGUGCUAGAAUACUUCUUACGAUUUCAAGAGGGGCUUCCAGGUACCUACUAUGUGUCUCCCAGUUUUCGAGGAGAGGACCCUGAUGCUACUCAUCUGAAUCAGUUCUACCAUGUUGAGUGUGAGCUGCUUGGUGACAUGGAUGCAGCUAUAAGCAUAGCAGAAGGCUAUGUGGUCCAUUUGACUAAAGCAAUGUUAAAAAAUCACUCAAAGAUGAUCCUAAGUACAGCAGGCAGGCUGUCUCAUGCACAGGAUCUGGUGAAGAAGAUGGAGAAACCACUCCCAAGAGUGACUCUGGAGCAAGCCAUUCCAAUGAUGCCAUCUUCUGACUGUAUUGAAUGGGUACAAGAGGGGCAGUCUCAGUUUGGUAGAAAGCUUACUCGCAAAGGAGAAUUAGUCUUGAUUGAAAAGUAUGGUGGUGCUGUUUGGUUGACAGAAAUGGAUCACCUCAGUGUGCCCUUCUACCAAGCUUAUGUUGAAGGGUCUAGUGAAACCAAAGCAAAAGCAGCCGAUUUGCUCUUGGGGUUGGGGGAGACGGUAGGGCUUGGGGAACGACACUCCACCCCUGAGAUGGUACAAGAAGCCUUACGACACCAUGCUGUGCCAGAGGAAUCAUACAAAUGGUACAUCAAUAUGAGGAAAACCAUACCUUUGUUGACAAGUGGCUGGGGUAUGGGUACAGAAAGAUACCUGUGUUGGUUGCUCCAUCACAAUGAUGUUAGAGACAUGCAGAUCAUCCCCAGAAUGAAAGCCAAGAAAUACAUGCCUUAAACAAAAAAAUAUAUUAUUCAGUAAAUUGUAAAAAAUGCAUUUUAAUAGCAAGGCUUUGGUAUUUAGUUAUAAAGAAAUAUACAGUACUCUUGUAGCAGUUACACAAUUCCUCUUGUAUUUUAUUUGUUUUGAAAAGCAAUGGUAUUUCAUUUUACUAACGUACUUGAUUCAGUAAACACAGGAAAUUUCCAGAUAUUAAAAGAAGUUGAUUUUUUUUAAUGACCACCUAUAUAGAAUUAGAGAUUCAAAUCCUGUAAUGUCCUUUUGGAUGUCUUUUAGUUAUAGUGCAGUGAUGCUCUCGAUAAAAUAAAUCUUAUCUUUCUAUAAACAUGUGUAUCUCAGCUUGUACAUCUAAUCAUUCAAUAAAUCUCAAGCAAGUCAACACGGGCUUUUUGUACGCAGCCUGUGACUUCAUCAGGUAAUUUCAUUCCUUGACAUCUUUUUUUUUUUAAUUGUGCAAAAAUAUGAAUAAAACCAUUAC
Molecule: messenger RNA, 4785 nt
Organism: Neoarius graeffei (lesser salmon catfish)
Lineage: Eukaryota; Metazoa; Chordata; Actinopteri; Siluriformes; Ariidae
Exons: 3
Coding region: 318-4304 (1328 amino acids)
Biological process (GO): tRNA aminoacylation for protein translation
Molecular function (GO): acyltransferase activity; hydrolase activity; ATP binding
Source: RefSeq, a predicted model, not a curated record